Calidris pugnax (ruff) is the source of this 2413-nucleotide messenger RNA. RefSeq names its product NTPase, KAP family P-loop domain containing 1 (gene NKPD1). The coding region runs from base 64 to 1857 and encodes 597 amino acids. The transcript has 3 exons. The record is from RefSeq and is a predicted model, not a curated record. Lineage: Eukaryota; Metazoa; Chordata; Aves; Charadriiformes; Scolopacidae.
GAGCGGGUGGCCUGCCUGGGCCGGGAGGACACCUGCGCCUGCCGCGAUGGCGCCUUCGUGGAGAUGGAGUCCGGGGACAACCAAGAGCCGCUGACGGAGGAUGACAUCUACUGCCGCUGCCUCUCCAAGACGCUGUGCCACACGGCCACCCCUGUCACCGUUGGCUUCUACGCCCCCUGCGGCCACCGCCUCGACUCCCUGCUGGACAAGGUCACUGGCUUCAUGCGGCAGGAGAUGGCGCAGCGGGAGGAGGCCGAGCUGCGCCGGAGCCAUCAGAAGCCACGUAGCCCUGAGGGCUGGGGGCUGCUGCUGGUGCUCUGGUACCUGGCCUUCUACAAGCCCAUCAUCACCGAGGCCCACCUGAGGAGGAAGAACAUUGAGUUCAUCUUCAUCCGCUUCAGCGCCUGGCAGUACGCUGGCUGUGACAAGCUCUGGGCCGGUUUGGUCACCACCCUCUGCGACAGCAUCCGCCACCAUUUUGGGGCCCUGCCCCUCAGCGUCUACCACGUCAUGGGCACCCGGCCCCGCUUCGCCUCCGGCUUCAGCCAGAAGGAAUGGGUCCUCAAGACGGGCACCUGCCUCAAGCUUUGGGGGAUGCUCUUCGUCCUGAGCGCCGGCCUCAGCAUCCUGUUGGUGGCCCUCUUGGUGCCCGGCAUCAAGGAUCAUCAUGCCUUGAAGGUGGUGGGCAGCGCCGUCACCUCGCUCUCUGGUUCCGGUCUGGCACUGGGAGCUUUCUCCAUCCUGAAGAACCUGCUGAUCAGUGAGAAGCAAAAAAUCGAGCGGUUGACCAACAGCGAGAAGUUCACCAGCCAGCUGGGCUUCAUGAGCAAGGUGCGCAACGAGGUGGAGGUGCUGGUCGACUACUUGUCCUUCAUGGAGAUCUUUGAGCGCCGCCGGCUCCGUGUAGUGCUGGAGAUCACCAGCCUGGACAUCUGCUACCCGGAGAAGGUGGCCGGCGUCCUCAACGCCAUGAACACCUUGCUCUCCGAAGCCAACACGCCCUUCAUCUUCAUCCUGGCUGUGGACCCCAGCGUCAUCGUCCCCUGCCUGGAGCAGACCGGCUGCAUGAAGGGUCUGGCCGACAACGGUUACCUCUACCUCAACCGGACGGUGACGUUGCCCUUCUCCAUCCCCGAGAUGGGCGCCCGCUCCCGCCUGCGAUUCCUGGAAGCCGCCAUCCAGACGCGGGAGGACCUCAUGUACCGCAUCAUCACCGGCAACGUGGAGCGGCGCCGAGCCAAGUGCCGGGGCGCCCCGGCGGUUCCCAGCCGGCGAGAGGCGGACGCCGAAGCCGUGCGCUGCAUCCACGAAGCUUUCCACUGCCUCCACGACAGCGCCGACCCUCUCGCCCGUUACCUCCCCACCAGCGGCGCCCACGUCCGCCGCAUCGUCAACACCAUCCCCGUCACCCUACGGCUCCUCCUGCACCGCGCCGGCACCCCCGGCACCCCCUCACCCCGCGCCGCCGCCGCCUGGGUGGUGCUGGCCGACCAGUGGCCGUGCCGGCUGAGCUGGGCGCUGCAGUGCCUGGAGGAUGCUUGGCAGAGCCGGCCGUCACCGGAUUUCGGCGCCCGAACCCUGUGGAGCAUCUUCCAGGAGACCGUGGGGGAGCUGAGCUCCCUGCGGCAGCCCCUGCACAACGUCCUCAGCCUGGACGGGGACCCCGAGCUCUUCCAGACCUUCCUGGCCUCUGACUUCCCCUUCACCGCCCGCGAUGCCCGCGCCUUCCUCGGUGUCACCGUCAACCUGGACCACUCCAUCCGGCACAAGAUGGGGCUCCUGCGGGCCGUCAACCGCCUGCAGAAGGCCACUGCCACCCCGGUGUCCCGCAGCGUCCAGUGUCCCCACCCCGAGUGACGGGGACACCAGAGUCAGGUCUCCAGGUGACGCCUCUGGACGUCGGGCCCCCAAAAUCGGUUUGGACGUUGGUGAUACCAGGGUGUCCCUGUGGUCAGCGGCCAGAGGAUGCCCAUGACCUCCUGUCCAUCCCCCAACAAAUUCUGGGACCUGUUUGGGGACAGGGACGGAACAGGGAUGGGGACAAUUCCUCUCCCAACCCCGUCCUCCAAGAAGAGACACUGCAGGAGGUGAAAAUGCCACCAGGGAAUGGAGCUGGGAGGACUGGGAGAGACUGGAGGGGACUGGAGGAGACCCAAGAUCACCCAGGGGUUCCAGGGGGAGGGGGGGGUCACUGCCAUCCCUGGGACUGGGUGACUCCAACCCCCCCCAUGCCUAGGACCCCAGCACCCAAGUACCCACUGCCACCCCCACCCCGACACCCUUUGGGGAAUGUCCCCCUGGUCCUGAGGAGGGAGGGGGAUAUGGGGGGGCCCCCAAGAAGCUCCAAAGCAGCCACCGGCCCCACUGCCAGGGUGGCCCCAAAACAGGGACGUCCCCAAGCUGUGUCCCUCCU